Molecule: messenger RNA, 1503 nt
Organism: Selaginella moellendorffii
Lineage: Eukaryota; Viridiplantae; Streptophyta; Lycopodiopsida; Selaginellales; Selaginellaceae
Product: pentatricopeptide repeat-containing protein At4g02750
Exons: 1
Coding region: 1-1503 (500 amino acids)
Molecular function (GO): protein binding
Source: RefSeq, a predicted model, not a curated record
AUGCCCGAAAGAGAUUCCGUGUCGUGGACAUCCAUGAUGACAGCAUAUGCUCGUACAGGGCAAAUGUCCAGGGCUGAAGAAACGUUCGCUGCAAUGCCGGAGAAGAAUCUUGUGUCAUGGAAUGCUAUACUAUCUCAAUAUGCCCAAGUUGGGCAUAUUUGGGAUAUAGAGCGCAUUUUCGAGGAGAUGCCGGCUAGGAAUAUCAUUUCCUGGAACACAGUUCUGGGUGCGUAUUCUCAACACGACGUAGAGAAAGGCGCACUUUUUUUUCAGCAUAUGCCUUAUAGAAAUGUGGUAUCUUGGAACUCAAUGCUUUCGGGAUAUGCCCACAAUGGGCAUAUCCACCAAACCGUUCGCUUCUUUGAGUGUAUACCCGAACUAGACAUUGUGUCGGUGACAAUAUUCCUUCCCGUGUGUGGGAAUCUUCCGCAGGCGCGCUCCUUGUUUGAAAAGAUCCCCGAGCACAACCUUCCAUUGUGCUGCGCGAUGCUCUCGGCAUAUUCCCAUUUUGGGCGAUUGGAUGGAGUGUGGUCAUUUUUUUCAUCGUUGCCGUGGCAAAACCUGGCCUGCUGGAAUGCCGUACUGUCUAGCCACAUAAGAAAUGGAUGCCCGUACAAAACUAUGGAGAUUUUUACCACCCAAAUGCCAGAACAUGAUAGUUCAUCAUCAACUUCAGUGAUGUUAGCACAUAUCCAAACUGGAAACAUCGAAAACGCAAAGUUUGUAUUUGACACAAUGCCUGAGAGAACACCAGCUGCUUGGAAUGCUAUGAUAGAAGCAUUCUUUUCAAUUGGGGAUAUUUCCUCCGCUACAAAGAUGUUUUCCUCAAUGCCGCACAGGAGCCCAAGCAGCUGGAACACAGUGCUAUCUGCUUAUGCCCAAGCCGGGCAUAUUGAUAUUGCUAAAGGGAUUUUUGCGUCAACUCCACACCGCAAUGUUGUUUCAUGGACUUCAAUGAUAGCUGCAAAUGCCCAAGUCGGGGAUCUUGUCGAAGUGAGAAAACUGUUCGAGUCAAUGCCAGAAGGGGAUCCAGUAGCAUGGAGCUCUAUUCUUUCGGCAUAUGCCCAGAGAGGGGAAUCUCUAGCAACCAUUGCCACCUUCACAAAUAUGAAACUUUUCGACAUGCCAGAUAAAAAUUGUUUCUUGGCAGCUUUGCUCGCUUGCACCCACGAAGGUAGAGUCGAGUCCGCGAAAGAAUACUUUGUUGGCAUGGCUGUGGACUUUGGCGUGGAUCCAGGGAUGGAGCACUACUGCUGCCUUGUUGAUGUCUUGGCUAGAGCUGGACAGCUUGGGAGCGCGCUGGAGCUUGCCGCGAGCAUGCCUUUCGAGGCUGGAGCUUGGCAGUGGAGAAAGCUACUGGCAGCUUGUAGAAGCUUUGGCGAUGUCGGCUAUGGCAUUCAAGCAGCCAAGUACUUUCUUUCGUCUAGGCCGCGAGACUCAACAGCUUAUGUGUUUCUUUCGAGCCUUGUGAACGAUCCAAUUCAGUCCAAGGUUUCGAUCUGA